CCGCAGGCGGGCUCUCCCCCCCCCCCCCACGCUCAGCCGCCCGGCUCCGCCCCGCCCCGGAGCGGCCGAUCGAGGCGGCGCUGGGCGGCCGGGCGGGCGGGCGGAGGAGCGAUGGUGGGCCGGCGAUGUCCGCGGAACACGAGAAGGACCCCGCCGCGGCCCUCAAGAGACCCCGAGGUGGCGAAGGUGGACUGGAUGGGUUAGGAGGCUCUGCAGUGCAACUUGGAAGCCCGGACAAGAAGAAACGCAAGGCUGUGGCUCAGGGCUCCUGCUUCCCUCCACCCUCCGAAUAUGCUCCGCCGCCGAAUCCCAGCUCCGACCACCUGGUAGCAGCCAACCCCUUUGACGAUAACUACAACACGGUUUGCUACAAACCGCUGCCGCCGGCGGGAAACCCUUAUUUCGCAAGCCCCGGUUACCCAGGCUUUGGGGGCUACAAUUCCUUCAGGAUGGCCCCGCACCUGCUUCCCAGGAUGGCCUCGCAGUACGGCGCCUCCUACCCGCUCCGGAGCCAGCCCCACCCGUUUCCGCAGAGUCCGGUGGGGAUGGUCUUCAGCCGGCCUCAGGCGAUGAAUUUCGGGCCCCACGAAAACGUGGGCUUUGGGAACCAGCCGCCCUUCAACACCAGCGUCAAUCAAAACCUCCCCAUGCCCGGUCAGCACUUCAGACCGAACCCCGGGGAAAACUUUGGCCACAUGCCCUCCCAGACCAUGACCCAGAUGCCGCACCAUGAGAUGCCGCUGCCUUUUGGGCCCGGAAGUAACCCCAGUUUUAACAGCUCCCAGGUGGAGCCGAACCCUCCCUACGGCCCGCCGCCACACAACUACGGCACCAACAAACCUCUGCAGAGGCCUGUUGCAAACAAGCACGGCCCUACUCCCCCCCAGCACCCCCCGGAGGAGCCAGGGAGUGCAGGGAAUGCGGACCUGAAGCCCGUCGCCCGGCACGCGCCCGCGGAGCCAGACGGCCUCCCUCCCAAGCCCCCUGACGCCCUGAACAGCAGCCAGGCCAACGGCACCCAGAACAAGCCCCUCCUGCCCCGCAGUGCGACCGAAGGGGGCAGCCCGGAGAAGGCCGGCCAGCUCCCUCUCCACUCCGGCCAGCACGGCCACCCGUCCUCCGACCCAGUCUACCCCUGCGGGAUUUGCACACACGAGGUGAACGACGACCAGGAUGCCAUCUUGUGCGAGGCCUCGUGUCAGAAGUGGUUCCACCGGAUCUGCACGGGCAUGACGGAGUCGGCGUACGGCUUGCUCACGGCCGAAGCCUCCGCCGUCUGGGGCUGCGACACGUGCAUGGCUGACAAGGACGUGCAGCUGAUGCGCACCAGAGAGACGGGGGGGCCGCCUGUCCCGAGCGCUGAGGUGUGACGGCCGGAUGUCCAGAGUGAGAGAAGGCAUCCUUGGUGGGAGAGCGGUUGUUUGCCGACUCCCCUCCUGGUGGAGGGCGGCUGCUGUUGCUUUCUGGGCCCUGUUCUUUUCUUUUCCUACCUGUGUUUUCAUCAGAAGAACUUCAAGGUAGUCAGUCCUUCAGGUGCCGCAGGACUCCUGUUUGUGCUCUUGCUUUUGAAGUGCUUGCUCUAAGAUUACGACCGGGUGUUCAUUGCCACACCCUACUUUUGUGCACACAGGCCGUGUUGCCAGAGGGGGUCUGCAAGCCCCCCCCCCCCGCCCCGGCUUCAGUGGAGCCCAAGGGGAGACUGUAGCUACUUUGGAGCAGAACCAGCAGCGAGUGUCUUCUUGGCAUCAGUUGUGUCUUCUGUUGCGAAAGGUCCUUUUCGAAAAAACAAAAAUGUUUCAGAGGAUCUGAGACCACAAGAAAAAAUCAAGCAAUAUUUAUUUUAAAAAGAUGACCAGGAAUGUCCAGUGACUUGUGUGUCCUUGCUGAAACUGUCAACUGUCAAGUGAUAUUCACCAUGAGUCGUGGUAGGGCUAGUCCAGAACUUGGGUAUGUCUCCAGUGUCUGUUUCAGAACAUCAUAUGAGUGGGCUAUGAGGGACCCUCCAAAUAAACGUGUCCGUUUUUAGUAAAUCCUGAA
This is a messenger RNA of Sphaerodactylus townsendi, 2037 nucleotides long. RefSeq names its product pygopus family PHD finger 1 (gene PYGO1). Lineage: Eukaryota; Metazoa; Chordata; Lepidosauria; Squamata; Sphaerodactylidae. Bases 126 to 1370 code for a protein of 414 amino acids. The transcript has 3 exons. The record is from RefSeq and is a predicted model, not a curated record.